Molecule: messenger RNA, 894 nt
Organism: Hirsutella rhossiliensis
Lineage: Eukaryota; Fungi; Ascomycota; Sordariomycetes; Hypocreales; Ophiocordycipitaceae
Product: MULE transposase domain-containing protein
Exons: 2
Coding region: 1-894 (297 amino acids)
Source: RefSeq, a predicted model, not a curated record
AUGGAGAUCCAGUACCGCGACAGCCUCCCCGAUGAUGUCCGCUCCGGCUUCAACAAAGCUGUAGAAGCCCUACCGCAAGAGCAUCUCCGCGCUCCUGUUACCGGUGACGAAGUGAACAGCCCCGAGGAAGCCCUUCACUGGUUCCAAAACUAUGCAUUCACCCAGGGUUUCGCUCUGGUCACUGCCAGCAAGCGGCCGCGGAGGAUAGAAGAGCGAAAAGGCUGGGUGGUCGGUUUCACUUACGCGUACCAUACGCAUCCGCCACUUCAAAAUCCCUUCCACUACGCCUGCCAUAGAUCCCGUAUCCCAGAGCGGGCUGCGGCAGUCGAUCUGGCCCUCGCGCAUCGGACUGCCGGCCUGUCAGCAACUGAAUCAACCCGGAUUCUCGACCAACACGGCUUAGGCAACUGUCUUUCUGCAAAGGAGUUCUACAACCUGAGCCGGUCUGAAGGGAGACGCAGCAGUCAAGAAGCGCUUGACGUCUUGCUCACUUGUUUGGAGUUCGAGGACUUCCGUGUUCGUUGCUUCUUCAAAUACCUUCUUGACGACCAAGGACGACAGACAGCGCGAGUACUCGAGCAUCUGUUCUUCUGUUCUUCCGAGCAGAUCCGCCUGGGUAGAAGAUUCGUCAGCGGAUUCCUCAUGCAAACCGAUGCGACGUUCAACACCAAUUGCCUCCACCUGCCUUUAUCUGUCAUAGUGGGAAUCACAAACACAGGCAAGACAUUUCCUCUGGCUUUCGCCUUUAUAACAUCUGAAUCAGCUGAAGCCUUCGAAUUUGUGAAUGCUCAAUUGGCAGAACUGGUCUGGUACGAUUGCCCACCACCUCAAGUCGUUCUCGGGGAUCAAACCAAAGGGCUCGCUGCCGCGAUGGCGGCGUCCCAAGAGAGCUGA